GCACUGUUCAGUACCUACAGGUUGCAAGACUGACGAAUACUACAGGACUGUAUUUUAGAUUUGAAUAUAAAUGCAAAAGUUUUGAAAGGUUUAGAUUUUAGUGUUUUAAGUAGUUGUCCACAAUGGAAUUUUUGACUCUCUGCACACGGUCCUUGCUCCUUUUACUGUUUCUAACAGUGAUGCCUUUUCUUUUAUUUUGUUGUUACAUUAAAUAUAUCCACUUCAAAUAUGACUACAUACCAGGGCCACCAAGGAUCAGUUUUCUGUUUGGACAUUUGCCUAUCUUUGAUAAACUAACAGACGAACAGAAAAACACACAUGAAGUGUUUUUGCAAUGGGCUGAGAUAUAUGGACCUGUGUACAGAAUCAAUGCACUGCAUAAAUUGAUGAUUUUUGUAACCGACCCAGAAGCAGUAAAGGAAAUUCUAAUGUCACCAAAGUAUCAGAAGGCUCCAGAAAUAUAUAAAGCCAUAGUUAAUCUUUUUGGUGUCAGGUUAAUGGGAAAUGGUUUGGUGACAGCUUUGGAUUACAAUCAUUGGCAUAAACAAAGAAGAAUAAUGGACCCAGCAUUCAGUCGACCGUACCUGAUUAGCCUAAUGGGAACAUUUAAUGAUGUAGCUGAACACCUGAUGGAGAAGCUGGAAGAAAAAUCAGAUGGCAAAACAGAAGUUAGUUUGCAUAACAUGUUCAGCCGAGUAACUCUGGAUGUAAUUACAAAGACUGCCUUCGGCAUGGAAAACAGCUCACUGAAUGAUGUUCAUGACCCAUUUCCACAUGCUAUUUUCAUGGUCAUGAAAGGAAUAAUGUUGCAGAUCAGGAAACCAUUUACAAAGUUUUUUCCAAAAAACAAUCAAUUAAUACAAGAGAUAAGACAAAGUGCCCUUUUACUUCGACAUGCUGGACAAGAAUGCAUCAGGCUCAGAAAGGCUGCAAUCCAGAACGGAGAGGAAAUACCAAAGGACAUUCUCACCCAAAUCUUAAAAUGUGCUGAACUUGAAGAAAACAUUGAUGAAGAAGCCAUGUUGGAUAAUUUUAUUACUUUUUUCGUAGCAGGUCAAGAAACAACAGCCAACCAGCUGUCCUUUACAGUUAUGGAAUUAACAAGACAUCCAGAAAUACUAAAACGACUUCAAGAGGAGGUUGAUGAAGUUGUUGGUUUGAAGAAAAACAUUGAGCAUGAAGAUCUGAACAAACUACAGUACAUGUCCCAGGUUCUUAAGGAAUCCUUGCGUUUGUAUCCUCCAGCCCCUACUACAAAUCGUAUUCUUCACAAGGAAAUGAUGUUGGAUGGAAUUAAAGUACCAGCAAAUGUUGCCUUAACUUUCGACACUUAUGUAAUGGGAAGAAUGGAGAAGUUCUUCAAGGACCCACUUACUUUUAACCCUGAUCGAUUUAGUCCAGAUACUCCAAAGCCAUAUUAUUGUUACUUUCCUUUUUCACUGGGCCCACGUUCAUGUAUUGGUCUUGUGUUCGCACAGAUGGAAGCAAAGUUGGUUUUGGCUAAACUGCUGCAACGAUUUGAGUUUGAGUAUGUUUCUAACCAGUCAUAUGAAAUCAUGGAUAUAGGAAGUCUGAAACCACGUGAUGGAGUAGUUUGCAGAAUUAAACAAAGAGUAAAAUAAGGAAAAGUCUUAAAAUAAAAUAAAAACAAUCUGCAAUACUUUUUAAGGAAAUGUUGCAUCUGGGUUGGGUAAAUAAACCCUGUAAUCAUGUUUAUGUAUUGUAUCAACUGAUGCCUAUGCAGAAACAGAGAAUAACUAUACACACUUUUAUUGCAACUUAUUAUUGACAACCAGGCUACAUAAAAAGUUGUAAAUUUCCAUUUAUGUCACAGAUGAUUAUACUGAUAUUUGAGAACAUAUUGAAUGCAUUUCUUUCUGUGGUAUAAGAAAGCAAACAACAUGCUACUCACAUUUAUUAUAAUGUGUAUUGCUGUCUAAAAUACACAAUCAGUUAUUAAGCAUAAUUAUUACCAUUGUAUUUUGUGAUAUUUUGCUAAACUGAUAUCUCAUAUUGAAAUAUUAAAAUUCAAAGUGAAAAAAUCAUGGCUC
Molecule: messenger RNA, 2051 nt
Organism: Protopterus annectens (West African lungfish)
Lineage: Eukaryota; Metazoa; Chordata; Ceratodontiformes; Protopteridae
Product: cholesterol 24-hydroxylase-like
Exons: 15
Coding region: 123-1622 (499 amino acids)
Biological process (GO): cholesterol catabolic process
Molecular function (GO): heme binding; iron ion binding; cholesterol 24-hydroxylase activity
Source: RefSeq, a predicted model, not a curated record